Messenger RNA from Haemonchus placei, 588 nucleotides. The record is from the annotation of a GenBank genome assembly. Lineage: Eukaryota; Metazoa; Nematoda; Chromadorea; Rhabditida; Trichostrongylidae.
AUGGUUUUUCUAGCUCACGAACGAAACGACAAGGCUUUGGAUCCAUGUACGGAGGGCAAGCAAUGGGCAAUUACGGUGGACAGAUGUAUGGAAGACAAGGAGGCUUCGGAGCUCAAAUGUACGGAAGGCAAGGUUACGGAGGCCAGAUGUAUGGCAGACAAGGAUACGGUGGUCAGAUGUAUGGAAGACAGGGAUACGGUGGACAAAUGUACGGAAGACAAGGAUACGGUGGUCAAAUGUAUGGAAGACAGGGGUAUGGUGGUCAAAUGUAUGGAAGGCAGGGAUACGGUAGGCAAGCGUAUGGAAGGCAAGGAAAUGGUCGUCAAAUGUAUGGGAGACAGGGAUACGGUAGGCAAAUGUAUGGAAGACAAGGAUACGGUGGUCAAACGUAUGGAAGACAAGGUUACGGAGGUCAGAUGUAUGGAAACCAAGGAUAUAGUGGACAGAUGUAUGGAAACCAAGGAUAUGGUGGGCAGAUGUACGGAAGACAAGGAUAUGGUGGUCAGUUGUAUAGUGGACAAAGCUAUGGUAGUCAGAUGUAUGGCCAGCAAGGAGGCUUUGGAUCUCAAAUGUUUGGUAACCAAAUGA